UUGGGAACUGUCAAAGUCAAUUUUGGCGCCAUUUAAUCGAGUUCCAAAGUUAUUUAAAAAAAUCAACCAAAAUGCCUUCAAAUCUGCUUUGGGCUGAUAAAUAUCGACCAAAAGACCUUUCGUUAUUGGAUUACCAUAAGGAACAAGCAACAGAUUUGAAGAAUCUCACGCAGGAUGGUGAUUUUCCACAUCUAUUAGUGUAUGGACCCCUAGGGGCCGGUAAGAAGACAAGAAUUAUGUGUUUGCUACGAGAAAUGUUCGGUCCUGGGGUGGAAAAACUAAAGGAAGAAACUAUGUCGUUCACCACACCUUCAAACAAAAAAUUAGAGAUUCUAGCGUUAAGCAGUAUGUAUCACAUUGAAAUAAAUCCGUCGGAUGUGGGGCACAAUGACAGGGUUGUUAUUAUGGAUGUUAUUAAGAACGUGGCUCAAACACACCAGUUAAACAUGAGUUCUCAGAAGGACUUCAAAGUUAUUGUACUAACUGACGUAGAUGACUUGAGUAAAGAUGCACAGCAUGCCCUAAGAAGAACAAUGGAAAAAUAUGUUGCAAACUGCAGAAUUAUUUUGUGUGCCACCUCGAUUUCCAGAGUUAUUCCUGCCAUAAGAUCCAGAUGUUUGUGUGUCAGGGUUCCUGCCCCAACUGAAGGGGAAGUUAUUAAAAUACUAAAAAACGUAGCGUCAAUUGAAAAUGUUAAUUUAACUGAUGAGUUAGCCAAAGAAAUUGCUGUUAAAUCAGAGAGGAAUCUUCGGAGGGCUCUACUAAUGGCAGAAGCUUCUUUUGUAAAUAACAUCCGUCAAGGUAUACCAAAACCAGACUGGGAAAUAUUCAUACAAAAAACUGCAAAUGUUAUUUUAAAAGAACAAAGCAUGCAGUCUUUAGCAUCAGUAAGAAACAACCUAUAUGAGUUGAUUGUUAAUGGAAUACCAUCGGAGAUUAUUUUUAAAGUUUUGUUGGAGGAUUUAUUAAAACCGUGUGAUUCUUCUGUGGGGGCAAAUAUUGUAGAGGAAGCUGCCACAUAUCAGUACAGAAGUGUCCAAGGGAAUAAAGAGAUUUUUCAUUUGGAAGCUUUUGUGGCCAAAUUCAUGUGUCAUUAUAGUGGAUUGGUACAACAAAUGAUGGAAUUUUUUUAAUUUUUGGUAUGAAAAUGUGAUUUUUAUUUUUACUAUUUUUUAUUAAAUUAAGUUUUUUGUAUAUU
Messenger RNA from Brassicogethes aeneus, 1198 nucleotides. The record is from the annotation of a GenBank genome assembly. Lineage: Eukaryota; Metazoa; Arthropoda; Insecta; Coleoptera; Nitidulidae.